Sciurus carolinensis (gray squirrel) is the source of this 1030-nucleotide messenger RNA. RefSeq names its product adenylate kinase 1 (gene Ak1). Gene Ontology annotation, biological process: ATP metabolic process; nucleoside triphosphate biosynthetic process. Lineage: Eukaryota; Metazoa; Chordata; Mammalia; Rodentia; Sciuridae. The coding region runs from base 116 to 700 and encodes 194 amino acids. The record is from RefSeq and is a predicted model, not a curated record. Gene Ontology annotation, molecular function: nucleoside diphosphate kinase activity; ATP binding; AMP kinase activity. The transcript is spliced from 7 exons. Gene Ontology annotation, cellular component: cytoplasm; cytosol.
CUUAUAAAUAGUCGCCGUUGCCGCGGCCAGCCAGGACGGGCAGGGCGCGCACCCGACGCCCGCUGCACCCUCCCCGCCUCCAGAGCGCUGACCCGGCUCCUGGGACGUCAGCAGGAUGGAAGAGAAACUGAAGAAAACCAAGAUCAUCUUUGUGGUCGGGGGCCCUGGCUCGGGGAAGGGCACCCAGUGUGAGAAGAUUGUGCAGAAAUAUGGCUACACCCACCUCUCCACGGGGGAUCUCCUGCGGGCCGAAGUCAGCUCCGGCUCAGCCAGGGGCAAGACACUGUCGGAAAUCAUGGAGAAGGGGCAGCUGGUGCCGCUGGAGACCGUGUUGGACAUGCUCCGAGAUGCCAUGGUGGCCAAAGUGGAUUCUUCCAAAGGCUUCCUGAUCGAUGGCUACCCGAGGGAGGUACAGCAGGGAGAAGAGUUUGAGCGGCGGAUCGGACAGCCCACACUGCUGCUAUAUGUGGACGCAGGCCCUGAGACCAUGACCCAGAGGCUCCUGAAGCGCGGAGAGACCAGCGGGCGUGUGGACGACAACGAGGAGACCAUCAAGAAGCGGCUGGACACCUAUUACAAGGCCACCGAGCCCGUCAUCGCCUUCUAUGAGAAGCGAGGCAUCGUCCGCAAGGUCAAUGCCGAGGGCUCCGUGGACAGCGUCUUCUCCCAGGUCUGCUCCCACCUGGACGCCCUGAAGUAGCCCGCCGGCCUCCCCCAGCCGGAGCCUCCCCCAGCCGACUGGGCCCGGCCCAGGCCCAGCGCCUCGCCCUGCUGGGCUGCACAGACACGGGGAUCCCCUGGAUCCCGACCCGUGGACAGCUGAGCACUAAAGGAAUUUCCUGGGACAUUCGGUUUUUAUUCUUCUUUCUUUGCUUCCAAUCGGAGUUGAUUCGUCACCCGCCUGGCCUCCAGCCCGGGCGCCUGGCCCUCCCGCUCCUGCCGGAGCCCCUCGGCCUGGCUGGGGGCCCGUGUCCUCGGGUUUCUGUUCAGGCAGUGCUGGGUCCUGGCCUGGCUUCCUCCCUACCCUAGC